AUGCGUCCUAUCAUAAGAACUUGUUGUGCAAGGCGGAUGGUAUCGACUCUGCAGAAAUUCCCAUUUGAAAACCUGAAUGGAGAGCAUUAUUUAGCAAGGCACCCGAAUGCGUAUUAUCAAAGGAAACGGGCGGGUUACCAGGGUACCACUUUCGAGAACCAGGCAAAACUACCGGCUUUGCCCGUACCAGAGCUGGAAGAGACACUGGCAAAAUACAUCGAAACCAUAAAGCCAUACUGCCAGACUAGAAGUCAGCUUGAGGAACAGAAAAGAUUGUGUGCGUCUUUUGCUGCAGGUGCAGGUCCAGAAUUGCAAGAACGGCUGCAAAAAUUCAGCGACAAAUCGAGGAACUGGCUGUCACAUUUUUGGGACAAUACCGCGUAUCUGGACUAUAACGACCCAGUCGUGCCGUAUGUUUCGUAUUUCUAUGCCCACAGACCGCUGCCCAACUCGCACGCUAGAAUACAGUCAGACCCGCUGCUUAAGGCGACUGCGAUCAUUCUUUCAGUAUUGCGUUUUAUGGAGUUGCUCAAAGAUGAGUCUUUGCCUGCAGAAUUAGUGAAGAAUCACCCUUUCUGUAUGAACGGCUUUUCGCUCAUGUUCAACAACGCGCGCAUUCCGGGAGGUGGCAGAGAUACGAAUGUCUUCUACUCGCUUCACGAGCACAAUUUCAUCAGUGUGGCUUUCAGAGGUAACUUCUACACUUUGUGGACCCAUAAUGAGGACGGGGAGGUUUUGAAGCCGCACGAAAUCUGGCACCAGCUAUAUGCCAUCAGCAAUUCCGGGAAUGCAUAUAAGCCUGAGCCAACCAGUGCCGGCAUUGGGACUUUGACAUCGUUGCCUCGAACUGAAUGGUUCAGGGCCUACUCGGAACUACUAUUAGACCCGAUCUCUAAACGUUCUAUGGAGACAAUCCACCAGUCUUCUUUCAUGCUAUGCUUGGACAUGGACGCCAACCCCGUCACUUGGGAGGAGAAGUCAAGAUUUUCAUGGCACGGAGAUGGCAUCAAUAGGUUUUACGAUAAGCCUUUGCAAUUCUUCGUGGCCGAGAACGGCGUUUCGGGAUUUCUUGCCGAACAUUCCAAGAUGGAUGGGACUCCCACUCUUUUGUUAAAUGAUUACGUGUGUCGAUUUAUGGAAAAUUUGGACGCAGCCAGCUUUGUCGGCGAAUUGCGACAACAGGACUCGCUUCCGAAGUAUAAACCCCAGUACUUGCCCUUUCUACUUACCCCUUCCAUCCGGGAGCAAAUAAAACAAGCGCACUCCAAAUUUGUUACUGCUACGGCUGAACACGAAUUGAAAGUGUGGCACUAUAACCGGUACGGCAAGAACGUUAUAAAGACGUUUGGAUUCUCUCCCGAUGCCUUUGUUCAACAGAUCAUCCAGCUGGCGGUCUACAAGUACCUGCAUAGGCAACUGCCCACCUACGAGGCAGCCUCUACUAGGCGUUUUUUCAAAGGUCGGACUGAAACGGGAAGAGCUGUCACAGCAGAAUCGGUCAAAUUUGUCACCGAUUGGGAAGACCCAGAUGUCACUAAUGCUGAUAAAGUUGCCAACCUGCGUGCGUCGGCCAAAGCCCACGCGGAUUAUCUGAAGGCUGCUUCUGGUGGGCAUGGUAUUGAUCGCCAUUUUUUUGGGCUGAAGAGUAUGUUGCGUAACGACGAGCCUGUGCCGGAGCUACUGAAUGACGCCCUUUUCAAGUACUCCUCCACGUGGCUGGUAUCCACCAGUCAGUUGACAUCUGAGUAUUUUGAAGGGUAUGGUUGGUCUCAGGUUAAUGACAAUGGGUUCGGAUUAGCAUACAUGCUUAACAAGGAAUGGUUGCAUAUCAAUAUCGUGAACAAGCCCACAGCGAGCAAUUUGAGUGUGUCGAGGCUCCAUUACUAUUUGACUGAGGCGGCCGAUCAAAUGUUCGAGCUGCUCUACAAAGAAAUGAAUCAAAAAUCUAAAUUAUGA
This is a messenger RNA of Lachancea dasiensis, 1956 nucleotides long. NCBI's taxonomy places the organism in Eukaryota, Fungi, Ascomycota, Saccharomycetes, Saccharomycetales, Saccharomycetaceae. The record is from the annotation of a GenBank genome assembly.